AAUUAUAAUAAUAAUAAACAUCAAAUAAUAGCAGGUACCUGCGUGAGACUGUAACCAGUGAGUGUCCUGCAAGGUGCGCGUUAUUGCAGAGGAUUACUUAUAAGCAAUACUUUAAUACACACACACACACACACAUAUACACAUAUACACACACCAAGGAGCAUCACGUGAAAAUUAUUGAAGGAAAAUGAGAGUUUUCCUUGUCCUGUGUCUGGCGACGAUGGCAACUUGUGACCACUCUGAAGAAAUACAGGUCAACUCACCUCAGGUGGACCAUCAUCAUCAUCAUCAUCCUCCUCCUCAAGCGGAGCGCGUGGCUGAAUUCGUCAGGUGCACAAAGAGCACAUGGCGCAUGCCAGAGCAGUACCUUGUGGUGUUGCAGGAGGGAACACGUGACAGUCACGUGCAGCGGACAGUGCACACUCUGCGUUCUCAAGCUGCCAGGAGCGGACACACUGUCCACAUCAUGCACACUUAUUCCGGAGCCUUCUGCGGAUUUCUGAUUAAAAUGAGCAGUGAAGUCUUGUCUCUGGCUCUCAAGCUGCCCCAUGUUGCGUACAUUGAAGAGGAUUCGUCCAUUUUUGCCCAGGGCAUUCCAUGGAAUUUGGAGCGCAUCAUCCAGGCCAAGCAUGAGACUGGAAAAUACACUCCACCCAAUGAUGGUGCACAAGUGACUGUCUUCCUCCUGGACACCAGCGUUCAGGCGAAUCAUCGUGAAAUCGAGGGAAAGGUCACGGUGACGGACUUUAACAGCGUUCCUGAGGAGACUGGAGUCCGAGUUCACAGGCAGGCCAGUCAGUGUGACAGUCAUGGAACACACAUAGCUGGAGUGUUGAGUGGGCGGGACUCUGGCGUGGCACGUGGCGUUAGUGUGAAACUUGUGCGAGUGCUCAACUGUCAGGGCAGAGGCACUGUGUCUGGAGCACUGAAAGGUCUAGAGUACAUCCAUGCAUCUCUGCAGGUCCAGCCCCUCAGUCCUGUGAUCAUACUACUACCAUUUGUCGGGGGGUUCAGUCGCACUCUCAACACUGCUUGUCGAGAAAUGGUACAUUCUGGUGCAGUUCUGAUAGCUGCUGCAGGAAAUUACCAGGAUGAUGCCUGCCUGUACUCACCAGCCUCAGAACCAGAGGUGAUCACAGUAGGAGCUUCCAAUGCUAAUGACCAGCCGCUGAAUUCAGGAACAACAGGCACCAACUUGGGCCGCUGCGUGGAUCUGUUCGCCCCUGGUGAUAAUAUAAUCAGUGCCUCCAGUGAUUGCCCCACCUGCUUCACCACUAAGAGUGGCACUUCACAGGCAGCUGCCCAUGUUGCUGGUAUAGCUGCAGUUCUUCUGAAUGCUUACCCCAGUUCCAGUCCUGCUGUGGUGCUACAGUUACUCCGCCACCACUCAGUCCAGCAUGUGAUAAAUCUGAAAUCGCUGCCUUCUGAACACCUCCUCUCUACCCCUGACAUGGUGGCUGCUCUACCUACAUCUACUGCCACAGGUGAGACACUUCUCUGCCGCUCGGUUUGGUCUAAGAGGUCAAGCUUCGACACAGCAGUGGCUCGCUGUCGGCGUGGUGAGGAGAUGUUCAGCUGUUCCAGCUACUCACCAACUGGAGUGCGUGGUGGAGAGACAAUAGAGCUACGGGACGGGCAGAAAGUAUGUGAGGCCCAUCACAGCAUUGGAGGCCAGGGCGUGUACGCUGUAGCUCGCUGCUGCAUUGGGAGCAGCGUAAAGUGCCAGGCCACUUCCAGCCUCCAUGUGGGCGUUGACGCAGAGUGCCCUAGCCAAGAGUAUCAGCUUACAGGAUGCAGCUCUCACUACAUCAGGUCCCAAGAUGUAGCAGAGCUCUCAUGGCCUCUUCAUAGCAACAGUAAAGCAUGUCCUGCUGGAGAAGGCGGGACAUCACAUGCCUCCUGUUGCCAUGCUCCGAAUCUGGAAUGCCAUCUGAUCGAACACCACCAAUCUGAAUUUACAGAACAGGUGGAGGUGUCGUGUGAGGACUCCUGGACGCUUACAGGAUGUAAUGCAGUGGCUCAUGGUUCGGUCACUCAUGGGGCAUACACACGAGGAAACACCUGCGUGAUCCAGAUGUUCGGAGGAGUUAAAGGAGCUGCUGCUAUCGCCAUCUGCUGCAGAUAUCGGCCACUUGAUCAACAGGAAAACAAAUCCCAUGAGCAAAACUCCUAAUGAGAGUUUACCGAUCAGGUCCAAGUGUUCUGUCCAUCAUGACAUGGUAUAUUGGACCACGAUGCAUUUCAUUCAUCAGCCGUUCCAGACAGAUAUAUAUAUAAAUAUAUAUAUAUAUAUAUA
Hemibagrus wyckioides is the source of this 2296-nucleotide messenger RNA. RefSeq names its product proprotein convertase subtilisin/kexin type 9 (gene pcsk9). Gene Ontology annotation, molecular function: serine-type endopeptidase activity. The coding region runs from base 188 to 2173 and encodes 661 amino acids. Gene Ontology annotation, biological process: proteolysis. The record is from RefSeq and is a predicted model, not a curated record. The transcript is spliced from 12 exons. Lineage: Eukaryota; Metazoa; Chordata; Actinopteri; Siluriformes; Bagridae.